Molecule: messenger RNA, 751 nt
Organism: Marmota monax (woodchuck)
Lineage: Eukaryota; Metazoa; Chordata; Mammalia; Rodentia; Sciuridae
Product: regenerating islet-derived protein 3-gamma-like
Exons: 5
Coding region: 1-528 (175 amino acids)
Biological process (GO): venom-mediated disruption of cell wall in another organism; response to peptide hormone; antimicrobial humoral immune response mediated by antimicrobial peptide
Molecular function (GO): signaling receptor activity; peptidoglycan binding; oligosaccharide binding
Source: RefSeq, a predicted model, not a curated record
AUGCUGACUCCCAUGGCCCUGCCCAGAAUGUCCUGGAUGCUGCUUUCCUGCCUCAUGCUCCUGUCUCAGGUGCAAGGUGAAGACACUCAGGAGGAACAGGCCUCUCCACACAUCAGGUGUCCCAAAGGCUCCAAGGCCUAUGCCUCCUACUGCUAUGCCUUGUUUACCACACCAAAAUCCUGGAUAGAUGCAGAUUUGGCCUGCCAGAAGCGGUCUGAAGGACACCUUGUGUCUGUGCUCAGUGGGGCUGAAGCCUCCUUUGUGUCUUCCUUGGUCAAGAGCAGUGUGAACAGCUACUCAUAUGUCUGGAUUGGGCUCCAUGAUCCCACGCUUGGACAAGAACCCAAUGGUGCUGGAUGGGAGUGGAGUAGCACUGAUGUGCUGAAUUACGCAAACUGGGAGAGGAAUCCUUCCACUGCUUCAGACCGUGGUUAUUGUGGGGGCGUGUCACGAAACUCAGGAUUUCUGAGGUGGAGAGACUACAGCUGUGAUAGAGUGUUACCCUAUGUCUGCAAGUUCAAGGGCUAAGGCAGGUGGAAAUCAGCAGCCUGUGUUUCUCAUGAUGCUCACUAUGCACAAGGGACCAAGUACAAAGGCCUACCCUAAAAAGACAUAUUCACCCAACAUUCCCAAUGCUGACCAGUUUGUCCUGAUCUUUCUUCCUCUUGCCUCAUUCUAACCCUCAUAUCAGGCUCUUCUAUGUAUUUCAUGAACAGAGACCUCAGAAUGAAGUAAUAAAAAUUUUAACUUA